AAUGCACCAAUUGAAGAAAUAUAAAAAUAAUGGAAUUUGAGUUUCAAUCUUGUGAUGGCGUAGCGUGACCUCAAACAUAUCUUCAAUUGACAAAAUCUUAACCCAACCAUUAAGGUUGUUUCUUGAUUUCUCCAACCUCGUUUUCGUGCUUCCUUAAUAACAGGAAUAAACAAAACAAAAACUCAAAUUGCAUGUACUACUUGACCCUUCUUUUUCUUCCUCAAUUCUUCAACCCUAUACGAUUUUCCACAAAAAAUCGAAUUUUGCAAUUACCCAUUUGAAAAUUUAUUAAAUGUUCAGAGUUUUUUAGUUUUUGUAGUGUUGGAAAAGAAGGAAAAUGUGGGGGUUUGGUGGGAGAUAUUAUUGGGGAAGAAGAAAGGUAGAUUGUGAGAAAGCGAAUGGGAUAGUUGUUGUGUUUGCAUGGAUGUCAAGUGAGGAAAAGCAUUUGAUGAGAUAUGUCGAUCUAUACUCUUCUCUUGGUUGGAAUUCACUCAUUUGCCAUUCUCAAUUUCUUAAUAUGUUCUUCCCUGAUAAAGCCACAAUUCCUGCAGUUGAUAUUCUAAAUGAAUUAGUUGAGGUGCUGAAAAUUAGGCGUUGUCCCAUUGUCUUUGCAUCUUUUUCUGGUGGUGCAAAAGCUUGUAUGUUAAAGGUUCUUCAGAUAAUUGGUGGGGAGUGUGAAACACAUAAUAUGGAUGAUUAUCAGCUUGUUAGAGACUGUAUUUCUGGCUACAUUUAUGAUUCCAGUCCAGUUGAUUUUACUAGUGACUUGGGUGUUCGAUUUGUUCUACACCCAUCUGUUUUAAAAGUGUCACAUCCACCAAGAUUUGCUUCAUGGAUUGCCAAUGGCAUAGCAUCUGGUCUUGAUUCCCUUUUCCUCAACAGAUUUGAAUCGCAGCGUGCAGAUUAUUGGCGAACACUUUACUCCACCACUAGUAUGCAGGUCCCGUAUCUCAUUUUUUGUUCAGAAAAUGAUGAUCUUGCACCUUUUGAAGUUGUUUCAAAUUUUUUCCAUCGACUAAAAGACCUUGGUGGAGAUGUCAAACUGGUAAAGUGGAGUUCCUCUCCUCAUGUAGGUCAUUUUCGUCAUCAUCCGGAUGAAUAUGAAGCUGCUAUCACCGAAAUCCUUGGCAAGGCAGUUGCAAUUUACCGCCACAAAAACAGAAGAUUUGAAGACGAGAAACUGGGCAUAGAGGGAACAAGAGAUGAGAUCACUGAUCCGUUCUCUGAGCUGAGGAAAGCAGCAACAACCUCAACUAGUUUCCAGGGUUUUGCUGUUGCUCCGAGUGAGAAUUUGUCUCCUAGUUCAAUGGAGUAUUAUGAUGAUAAAGAUGUUGGCUCCGUAGCAGAUGAACGAAAAGGAAGUUUUAUUCAUCUUCCCACCCGUCCGAGCAUCAACGCAAAUGGGGUUCUUGGUCAAAUAUUAUUCGAUGUUUGUGUCCCCAAGACAGUCGAGGAUUGGGAUGUUAGGUCGAAUUCCAAAAAUGCAGGACUAUUAUCUGGUACAAGGAGGCACGCUCCUUUCAAUCCUAUAAAAUGCAUCCGACGCUCAAGGUUGUAACAUUGUUGAAUGUUGACAUACAAGUUUGAAAUCUGAUGUAGUAGAACCUGAAAUAAGAGUCCGAACGACUUGUAAAUCCCCUCUCAGCUGUCUUUUUAAUUACUGGAGUAAUGUGAUUGAGAGAAGCUGGUCAUUUCCUGCGUGAAUUGUACAGUUACUUCAACGGAGAUAAAGUAUAUUUUAUGUUGUGACUAAGAUCACUGUAACAGGAAUAUAUAUGUUCUAUGUAUGAUGAGAGAAUAUUGAAAAAUACAAGAUUAUAUGAAUUAAGACGAAAAGAUAGACAAAAUUCACUGUUAUUAAUAUUAAGUUAAACACAUGUAUUUUUCGUUA
This is a messenger RNA of Medicago truncatula (barrel medic), 1891 nucleotides long. RefSeq lists its product as uncharacterized. The transcript is spliced from 7 exons. NCBI's taxonomy places the organism in Eukaryota, Viridiplantae, Streptophyta, Magnoliopsida, Fabales, Fabaceae. The record is from RefSeq and is a predicted model, not a curated record. The coding region runs from base 338 to 1558 and encodes 406 amino acids.